Molecule: messenger RNA, 6702 nt
Organism: Scleropages formosus (Asian bonytongue)
Lineage: Eukaryota; Metazoa; Chordata; Actinopteri; Osteoglossiformes; Osteoglossidae
Gene: arhgap33
Product: Rho GTPase activating protein 33
Exons: 25
Coding region: 616-6225 (1869 amino acids)
Biological process (GO): small GTPase-mediated signal transduction
Cellular component (GO): nucleoplasm; actin cytoskeleton; fibrillar center
Molecular function (GO): GTPase activator activity; protein binding; phosphatidylinositol binding
Source: RefSeq, a predicted model, not a curated record
CGCUCACAUGGCCGCGUGCGGUCGCUGAGAGCCGCGGGCGGACUGCCUUGUACGUCGCUCCUAUCGGGUUUGUUGGGGGUGAGUGCGGCUCUUUGUCGCCUGGUUUCUCCGCGGUUUAGCUGCGCUGCUGACGCUUAGCAGCGCUGGAGUUGUGAAAGGCUGAGAGCAGAACGUCAGGCAGAGGCUGUGGGGUUUCAUCGCCUCCCCUCCCUCUCUCCCAGCCCCUACCCUCCUCUUCCUCAUCUUCGUCGUCCUCCUCCUCCCUCCGUCCUCGCGGGGGCUCCUCUUGUUCCCACUGCUGUCGCGUGUCCGCCUCGACUCACCCACACACGUCGUGUCCGCACCUUCAGCAGCAUGUAAGGCUGCGCCGCACAGCGCACGGGGUGUGUCUAGUGUGAUUCCGAUUCCGAGUGGUCGUACUGGUGGAAGGGGAGAGGAGAGGAGAGGAGAGGGGCGCCUUGUUCUGCGCGGAGAAGGGAGGACACUUCAAAGAGAGGGGCUUCGAUCUGACCAGAGUCCCGUCUCCCCGACCCCGAAUCCCACCCUGCAACCGCUCUUCGGCAUGGUGUGUGGGGACCCAAGUGGGUUCGGAAAUGCGCCGUAUUUGUUCGAGCAAUGAGCCUGACAGACAUGUCUGGUAACUUGCCCAGAGCCAUGCAGCUGAGAUUGCAGGCUCAGAGCACCGAUAACCUGGACACUUCUGGGGAGCCCGCAACCCGCUCAGUUGGCACCACUGCCAACUUGAAGGGGAAAAUGAGCAAGAGGCUGUCUGUUGUGAAAGGCCACUUCCCCAAGCUAGCGGACUGUGCUCACUUCCACUACGAAAAUGUGGAUUUCGGAUCCAUUGAGUUGCAGUUUGCCAACGAGCAGAACGAUGCCGGCUGGAGCUGUGGCUCUGCCAAGGACCUGGUCUUCCUCGUGCAGGUGUCCUGCCAGGGCAAGUCGUGGAUGGUGCGCCGCUCCUACGAGGAGUUCCGGACGCUGGACGCUCACUUGCACCAGUGCAUCUACGACCGGCGCUACUCUCAACUCUCGCCGCUGCCGGCGCUCAGCGAGAUCGGCGCCCGGCUAGAGGUACUCUCUCCUCUGCUGACCGAGUACCUGAGCCGCCUCUCCAUGAUCGUGGACAACAAGCUCAACUGUGGGCCAGUGCUCACAUGGAUGGAGAUUGACAAUCACGGCAACAGGUUCCUGCUGAAAGAGGAGGCAUCGCUGAACGUUCCUGCCAUCGCUGCAGCUCACGUGAUCAAGCGCUAUACAGCCCAGGCCAGUGAUGAGAUCUCCAUCGAGGUAGGAGACAUCCUCUCAGUGAUCGAUAUGCCGCCCAAGGAAGACACCAGCUGGUGGAGAGGAAAGCACGGGUUCCAGGUGGGCUUCUUCCCCAGCGAAUGUGUGGAGCUCAUCAACGAGAAGGUGUCCCACUCGGUCAGCGCUGCGUCGGCUAAAGAUGGAGACUCCAGCAGCACGAAGCCAGGAGCUGUGGCCACACCCCCCUCCCCUACGUCAGUGUCCAAGAAGCAUGGCAAGCUGAUGGGCUUCCUCCGCACCUUCAUGAAGUCGCGACCCACCAAGCAGAAGCUGAAGCAGAGGGGCAUCCUCAAGGAGCGGGUGUUCGGCUGCGACUUGGGAGAGCACCUGCUGAACUCUGGGAAUGAUGUUCCACAGGUCCUGAAGAGCUGUUCCGAGUUCAUCGAGAAGUAUGGCGUCGUGGACGGGAUCUACAGGCAUUCCGGUGUCUCCUCCAACAUCCAGAAGCUCAGGCACGAGUUUGACAGUGAGAAUGUGCCUGACCUGACCAAGGACGUGUACAUGCAGGACAUCCACUGCGUGGGUUCUCUGUGCAAGCUCUACUUCCGAGAGCUGCCCAACCCGCUGCUCACCUACCAGCUGUACGACAAGUUUGCAGACUGCAUGGGGACCAUGACGGAGGAUGAGCGCAUGGUGAAAGUCCACGAUGUCAUUCAGCAGCUCCCCCCACCCCACUACAGGACCCUGGAAUACCUCAUGAGGCACCUGUCCCAGCUGGCCACCCACAGCACCAGAACCAACAUGCACAUCAAGAACCUGGCCAUCGUGUGGGCACCCAACCUGCUCCGGUCCAAGGAAAUUGAGGCGGUGGGCCUGAGCGGUUCCGAUCCGUUCAAGGAGGUGCGAAUCCAGUCGGUGGUGGUGGAGUUCCUCCUGAGCAACGUGGAGGUUCUCUUCAGCGACUCGUUCACCUCUGUGGGCCGCUUCAACGCAGACCGGCACUCCCUGUCCAGGCCCAAGUCCUUUGUGUCUGCCAAGCUGCUCUCCCUCGAGGAGGCUCAGGCCAGGACACAGGCUCCCCAGCUCCUGAAGGGGGCGCCACUCUCAUUUCAGGGCAGGUUCCACACUGUGCUGGAUUUGCCUGCCAACAGGGGGAAGAGGGCGAUGAAGGGACGGAAGUCAGCGGGAGGAAGCUGGAAGACGUUCUUCGCCAUCGGGAAGCCGGCUGGAUCAGGCCGCAGAAAGCCCAUGCGGAUCAGCUCCCUUUUCCAGCCAGCCACCUCGCACGCUGGUUGUCGAGUGGACAGCGUUACUCUGCGGUCAGCAAAGAGCGAGGAGUCUCUGUCGUCCCAGCACAGCGGAGCAGGGCAGACUAAGCUCCAGCGGCUGCGGAGGCCCCGAUCCAGUAGCGACGGUCUCUCUCUGGCCGCAGCCGCCGAGCCCCAACUGCUGCCUCAGCGCCCUCCCUCCCGCCUACCCAGCAGUCGCUCCUAUGACAGCCUUCUCCCCGAGGAAUCCCGAGCCCCAGAAGAAGAAGAGCCCGAUGAAGAGGGUGACGACGAGGAGGAUGAUGACGAGGAAGGUGUCUAUAUGCUGCCCGAUUUCUCACAGGACCCCACCUCAUCCUGGAUGGCGGAGGACGUCAUUGACUUCAGCCCCACCUUCCUGGAAGACGGCCCAAUUGGGCUGGGCAGCGUAGCAGCUAGUGGCCGGGAGUCCCCACCUGCAGCCACGCCUCCUCCGUACCGUUGCAUUAGUCACCAGGGUGCGGCGCACUCCCGCUCCCAGAGCCAGAGGUCGAUCACUGAGGAUCCGGACUCUGUUCUCAACCAAUCGGAAGCAGCGGCUCGCAGGAGCCUCAUUCUGGCCGCAGCAGUGCCCUCCACCCAGGUCUUCUGCCAGCACAAGUCCUCUGGCACCAGCCCAUCGGCCCACUCGGGGGAAGCGAGCAGCAGCCCAUCCCACGGGCAGCCUGGGGCCACAUCCUCAUCCUCCUCCUCUCACCUACCCCAGGAACGGCGCUCGUUCACCCGCAAGGUUGUGAACGCGCUUUCUCCUAAAGCACCAAAGUCACCGCCACUGGACAUCUCCGACCCCAUUGCCAUCAGUGUUCCUGCCAAGGUCUUGGAGAUGAUCGGGGGCCGUGCAGGUGAGCUGCAGCCUGGUGCUCCGGGUGCUGGGCCGUCUCAUCCACCUCAGAUGAUAUCAAUGCUGCUAAGAUCAUGUGACUUCCAGCUCACGGAGAGCUGCCAGCAGGAAAUACGCAGCAAACUGGGCCCUGAGAUCAAGGUCAAGGGCCAAAGUGUGAUUUUGCCCACAGGCCAUGGUCUGCCUUCACAGCAGCCACCACCACCUCCACCCAAGAACCCAGCGCGUCUCAUGGCCCUGGCCUUGGCCGAGAGUGCCAACAAGGCCCUGCGGGAAGGGGCCACGCCCCCCUACCGGCCCCCUCAGUCCCAGGAGUCCCGUGUCCACAGGUCUCUGUCUGCUGACGCUGACGAAGCACUCUCCUCACCCUUAGAGGCCAACCAGCUGUACUCCACAGUGCGCCCUCUGGCUGCCUGGAUGCCUGAGGCAGAGAACACCACUACUGACCUGCAGGAGGUGGAGCAACAGCAGGAAAGGAGGAGUCAGGACCAGGAUACUGGCACGCUAUCUUCCCAGACAUCAGCUUCAGAGUCUGGGGCCUCUAAUUCUGAGGUGUCAGCUGGUAGUUCUUCAGGGGAAAUGGACCCAUCUCCCGGCUCCAUCUACAAAAACCAGCAGCAGCAGCAGCAGCCGCCAGCACCACCCAAAGAGCAGCCGAAGAAAACCGGCCCGCUUCCAGAGGAGCAACCUCUUAGCACCGAAGCACAGUCUCAGAGGAAGCCCCCCACCUACUCACGCCAGUUCUCUGCCCCCCCUAGCCAGAAUAAGGCCCCUGCCCAGCCUCAGCUCCUGCAUUCUAAGUCUGAGUGCUCACCGCUGGCCCAAGUGCGUGCCUUCCAGCCCCCCCGGCCCAAGGUGCCCCCUAAACCACUGGAGCUGGCCCCCUUCCGAGUGCCCCUCUCCCGGGCUGAUAAUUAUAUGCGUCGUUCUCUUGACGCUGCUCGAAUCCGUCGCAUCAUCACCCAUUCUCAAGGCCCACCUGUUGCUCCGCUGUCCAGAGCCUACUCAGAACGCUUGAGCAGCACAUCGGACAUGUCCCGGUACCACAUGUCUCGACCACCUAGCCACCCAGCCCCUGCUUCCGUCUCGGCCCAGCCUCCGCAACCCUCUCAUUUUCGACCUGCCCCAGCCUCUGAGGACCAGAGCAAGAUGGAAAAUUUCUACUAUGAAAUUGGUGGACCUGAGCACCCACCAGCCCCCCCCAGCUAUGCCCGCCACUGCUACCAGAAUAUGAGGCUCGACGCGGAGGGCAAUUACCGACCUGCCAGUGUGGACGUAAGCCAGCAGCCACUUUCUAGAGUCCUCUAUCAGCAGCAUGGCCUGCAUCCCAGGCACGUGGCUAUGAUGGGUCGAGCUCCCCAGCUGUGGUCCUCUGAAACUACCCGUGCCUGGUCAGCAGCUCACCCGUUUUCUUACUCCUUCUCCCACCACCAUCACCACCAGGACAGUUCCCCACUCCACCAGUCGCUCCGCCAGAUGUCCUCUUCGGUGCGGCUGCCCUCGGGCUCUGCUGCUGGUGUUCCCCUUUCAGUCCACCAGCGCAGCCUGCACAGGUCACAGCGCUCCCCCUCUGCAGACCUCACCACCUCCCAGCUCCACCCCUACUUUGAGAACGGGAAGGUGUGUUACAGGCACGUGGAUGCCCCUCGGGCAGAGGAUCAGCGGCCCCUCGUCCAGCUGCAGCCCCAGCUCUCUGCAACUCGGUGCUCUCCUCCUCCAGCAGCCCUGUGGCAGCCACCCAAACAACAGGACAAUCCAGAGCCCAUCUACGUCAACUUCCCCUUCUGCAGCCCUCCAGCAGCCGGCAGUGCCAAGAGCUGGAUCACCACAGACCUUGAUGGAGACACCCAGCAGUCCUCUGACCCCCUGGCUCUGCCUCCAGAACCUCCCCCUGAGGACAAGUGCGAGUCUUCACAUGCUGACUCUGAGCCAGAGAAUCCCAAAGGGCCCUUGUCAGGCGAUUACGACAGUCAAGCUCAGAGAGACGGGGCCCAGGACAGCCCGAGUCCCGAAGCGACGCCAGCAGAAGGGCACUUUCGGAGCCGCUCGGACCCCCAGAGCACCACUACAGAACCGAACCAGAACCUGACAGGGAAGGAGAUUGCGUCACUGUUAAUCGAGAAGCUGGCAGAGGACGAGGCGGAGGGUCCCUGUGCCAUCACCUCCUCGUCAGCCUCGUCGUCCCCCCCACCGGAGAACCCCCCAAACCCUUACCCCAGUCAGCAGCAGCCUACGUACAACGUCUAUACACCAGGCCCUUCCCGCAGUCAUUUUGAGGGCGAAAUGGCAGGCUCCCAGUGCCCAGACCCCCUGCGAAGGUCCGCCUCCUCAGGCGGGCAUUACCGUCAAGCCUUCGAUGUCAUGCCGUCAGGUGACCAAGUGCUCAAGUUCUACCGCAUGCAGGAUUUUACCCCAGUCCCCCAAGGAAAUAACCCCAACCCCUACCCGGCCCGACAUCAUUACCAGGACCCGCUGUACCCCAGCUGUGCUCCGCAGGAGCCUCACCACCAUUACACCAGCCAGACGCCUACAGAUGUUCCCCACUCCUCCACUGCUGGCAUGUUCUCGCACCUGACACUUGGAGCACCAAGAAUGUACAGUGCCCAGGCAAUGGGGUACCAGGCAGUCCCACACCCGCACGGUCCGUACCCACUCCAGCCAGUGCCCAUGCUGGCCCCAUACCCCGGUGCACCACGCCGAGACCUGGUUUUGGACCCUUCGCUCCGACAACCUGGGCUUCGAAAUCAGAGAGGUCUUGCCCGGCAGGGAAGCCUUCCUGGGCCCAAUUGGACUGUCCAUUCCGAGGGGCAAACACGCAGCUACUGCUGAGCAGGCAGCACGAGGGCACAACGGUGAGCAGAUGAGCUUCCAUCACGUUGUUAGCCAGACUGCGUGAGGACUGAAGCUGUGGAAAAUGUGCACGAGGGAAGAGAGAGACUAAGGCAGGCCUUUUGACCUUAGUCUGAGACCGUGGAAUCCGUACCUUACUGUGUUUGGUCUCCUCAAGGAGAACAAUGAAAGGAUGACUGUGUUGGUGAUGAUGAACUGAAGGGUGAACCGAAAAGUAGCUUAGAUUUGGACACAUUCCUGGAGAGAGGUGCGUGCAGAGCUCUGAGAGGUCAAUAGCUGCUAUACUUUUUUUUUUAAACAGAGUACCACGGUAAUAUUCUGUACAAUAUUAUUUUCUGUACUUGACAUUGGCUUUCGAUUCCUUGAGUUGAUUUCAUUCUUGUACAUAUUAGCGAAGGAUGAACAAGAUUGUACUGCAAGAAAAGCAGCUUUUAAUAUAUAUUUUUUGCUUUUGAA